Molecule: messenger RNA, 1555 nt
Organism: Elephantulus edwardii (Cape elephant shrew)
Lineage: Eukaryota; Metazoa; Chordata; Mammalia; Macroscelidea; Macroscelididae
Gene: UMPS
Product: uridine monophosphate synthetase
Exons: 6
Coding region: 1-1449 (482 amino acids)
Biological process (GO): 'de novo' UMP biosynthetic process; 'de novo' pyrimidine nucleobase biosynthetic process
Molecular function (GO): orotate phosphoribosyltransferase activity; orotidine-5'-phosphate decarboxylase activity
Source: RefSeq, a predicted model, not a curated record
AUGGUGUCCUCCGUUGUCUCUUUGGGGCCAUUAGUGGCGGAGCUGUACGACGUGCAGGCUUUCAAGUUUGGGAAUUUCAAGCUGAAAAGCGGACUCUCCUCCCCCGUCUACAUCGAUCUGCGGGGCAUCGUUUCUCGGCCACGCCUUCUGAGUCAGAUUGCAGAGAUUUUAUUUCAAACUGCCCAAAAUGCUGAGAUCAGUUUUGACACUGUGUGUGGAGUGCCUUACACAGCUUUGCCAAUGGCUACAGUUAUCUGUUCAACUAACCAAAUUCCAAUGCUUAUUAGAAGGAAAGAAACAAAAGAUUAUGGUACCAAGCGUCUUGUAGAAGGAGCUGUUAAUCCAGGAGAAACCUGUUUGAUCAUUGAAGAUGUCGUUACCAGUGGAUCUAGCGUUUUGGAAACUGUUGAAGCUCUACAGAAGGAGGGCUUGAAGGUCACAGAUGCCAUAGUGCUUCUGGACAGAGAGCAGGGAGGCAGGGAGAUGCUGGAGGCGCAUGGGAUCCGGCUCCACGCCACGUGCACAUUGUCCACAAUGCUGGAGAUUCUCGAGCAGCAGAAAAAAAUUGAUGCCGAGAUGGUCAGCCGAGUGAAGAGUUUUAUUCAGGAGAAUGUUUUUGAGCCUGCUAAUCUCAAUGGUUCUCUCCCUUCUGUCAAGGAACCCAAAGAGCUCAGCUUUGGUGCUCGUGCCGAGCUGCCCAGAGUCCACCCAGUUGCCUCAAAGCUGCUCAAGCUUAUGCAGAAGAAGGAGACCAAUCUGUGUCUUUCUGCUGAUGUCUCCGAGGCCGGAGAGUUGUUGAAGCUAGCAAAUAUUUUAGGGCCCAGCAUCUGUAUGCUCAAGACUCACGUAGAUAUUCUGAAUGAUUUUACUCUGGAUGUAAUGAAGGAGUUGACAGCUCUGGCCAAACGCCAUGAGUUCUUAAUAUUUGAAGAUCGGAAAUUUGCCGAUAUUGGAAACACAGUGAAAAAGCAAUAUGAAGGUGGUGUCUUUAAGAUAGCUUCCUGGGCAGACCUAGUCAAUGCUCACGUGGUGCCGGGACCAGGAGUUGUUAAAGGCCUGAGAGAAGUGGGCCUGCCUCUGCAUCGGGCGUGCCUGCUAGUUGCAGAAAUGAGCUCGGCUGGCUCCUUAGCCACUGGGAAGUACACUGAAGCAGCAAUUAACAUGGCUGAGGAGCAUUCGGAAUUCGUGGUGGGUUUUAUUUCUGGCUCUCGACUAAGCAUGAAACCAGAAUUUCUUCACCUAACUCCAGGCGUUCAGUUAGAAGCAGGAGGAGACCGUCUUGGCCAGCAGUACAACAGCCCCCAAGAAGUUAUCGGCAAGCGAGGUUCUGAUAUCAUCAUUGUUGGUCGAGGCAUUUUGACAGCGGCUAAUCGUCUGGAAGCAGCCGAGAUGUACAGAAAAGCUGCUUGGGAAGCUUAUUUGAAUAGACUUGGUGUGGGAGAGCCUUAGGUGCAUUGUUGAGAAUGCCUUGAAGAUACUAGGAUACUCUGAAAAUCCAUUGGCUUGAAAUUAGCAGCCUUUAAUACUGAUUACAUUCCGUGUUCAGGGCUUUUGU